CUCAACUCGACUGCAGUUCUGCAGAUGGAAGGCGGACAGUAUAAGUCGCUCUAGGUAUCUUUUUUCCUCUCUCACUCUCUCCCCAGCAUGCAUGGGUUUUGUUUCUAGGAGAGGGGGACAGGGCUAAUGCAGAGAAAGCACUUACCUGACAUACUUUACCGAAGCCCUUUCUGAGAGUCAGAGCACAGUGUGGCACACAGUCUGCGGUCUGCAGCUGCAUAUGUUCAGUCACCACACGACUGGAUAGACUUUAUAAGACAGAGGGAAGAGACAGAGAGAGGCAGACAACAGGGUACACAGUGUAGAGUGGGUUAUUUUUACUGUCCGCGUUGUUUUAUCACCCACAGAACCUGGAAAUUUAACUUUUUUUUUUUUUUCCACAUCCAGCCUUUUUUAAGGCUACACUGGACUGAGCCGUUACCGAGUCCACCGCACAUCUCAGGAGUGAAUUAUUUCUUGCGUCUUUUUUUUUUUACUCAGCUCAAACUGUGAAGAGGGGGAAAAGAGCUGAGUUUGCUUUAAAGUGAAUCGGAGGAUCAAGAAAGAAAGAGAGAGGGAGAGAACGAGCAAGCACACCGCUCUCCCUCUGUCUUAUCUGUCUGUGUAAUCGGGCAGCAUGGUGCAGAAAAUGAGCCACACUGAGAGCACCGCUGAGGCGCUAUCCUUUUUCGCCGGGGACUCGAGCUCCGACUCCGGGGCGUGCAUGGACCUGGACCCAGCCGCAUCACCUCCCUCCCCGGGCUCCACCGCUUCUUCGACCGCCGGGGACAAGCUGGGAGACAACCCGGCAUGGUGCAAAACCCCCAGCGGCCACAUCAAGCGACCCAUGAACGCAUUUAUGGUCUGGUCGCAGAUAGAGCGGAGGAAGAUCAUGGAGCAGUCGCCGGACAUGCACAACGCUGAGAUCUCCAAGCGGCUGGGGAAGCGGUGGAAGCUGCUCAGAGACAGCGACAAGAUCCCCUUCAUCCGGGAGGCGGAGCGGCUCAGGCUCAAGCACAUGGCGGACUAUCCCGACUACAAGUACCGGCCGAGGAAGAAGGUGAAAUCGAGCGCCUCCAAACCUGGCGGCAACGGGGAGAAGGGAGAAAAACUCAGCAGUAGCUCUAACAACACCAGCACUAAGUCAUCCUCAUCUUCGAGGAAGAGCGGAUCCAAAUCACCCAGCAGCAGCAGCAGCAAACCCCACAAAUCACUCUUCGGGAGCAGCAGCAGCAGUAGCACCAAAGCAUCAUCCUUUUCCUCCGAGCACCCAUCCGAGCACCACCACAACUCCCUCUACAAGUCGAAAUCGGUCUCCUCGGCGGCCAAGCAGAUCCCGGACGGCAAGAAAGCCAAGCGGGUGUACGUUUUCGGAAGCAGCGGGGGCAACAUGAGCGUGAGCCCCGCGUCCUCCGUGGCGGUGCCGGCCAGCCCGACGCUCAGCAGCUCGGCGGAGUCUAGCGAUCCGCUCAGCCUGUACGAGGACGCGGCCAGCGGCAGGGAGGAGGGCGGGGAGUCACCCAGUAGCAGCGGCAGCUUGGGCGGCUCUUCGGAGCGACAUGGCCGGCACGCGUACGCCGCUCGGCGGGCUUCCUCCCCUACUCCCUCCGGCUCCCACUCCUCCGCCUCGUCCCACUCCUCCUCCUCAUCGGAGGAUGAAGAGUUCGAGGAUGACUUGCUCGACAUCAACCCGAGCCCCAGCUUCGACAGCAUGUCACUGGGGAGCUUCGGCUCCUCGGUGCUGGACAGGGACUUGGAUUUGAACUUUGAGUCCGGCUCUGGGGGCUCCCACUUCGAGUUCCCCGACUACUGCACGCCCGAGGUCAGUGAGAUGAUCUCCGGGGACUGGCUGGAGUCCACCAUCUCCAACCUGGUGUUCACUUAUUGAGUGAGCGAGAGGAGAAAUAAAGAAAAGAGGAGCGACAGGUAACGCCGACCUGCAAGCAAAAAUAAGAUCACAAACAGAGACAGGGGUUCCUGGUACAGUGGGCGCAAUAGUUUGUGUUGUCAGACCCAAUCCCACUAUUACUACCGUAACAAGGUGCCCUUUCCUCGUUCAGAGCCGACAAAGAGCUUCGCGCCCCUGGAAAACUAAACUUUAAAGCGAAUAACUUGCUUUUUGUACUAUUUCUUUGGAUGCGUGGACUGUGGGACUUGGUUACAAGUAGGAAAGCGAGGGGAGAGGAAAACAAGAGGAGAGAGAGAGAGAGAAGCGGAGAGAGGCUGACUGGGUUUCCUAUUGAGAGAAACGCUCAGUCCCGAACUGUUUUGAACUGAACAACUAAACUGUGAUUGAUUUGCACGUUACACGGUCCGCCGUUCACUUAAUCAAUGUUAACGUUGAUAAAAAGGGACAUUUCACAACUUUUACCAAUCGCCAAGUGAACUUCACCACUAAAAAGAGGUACAGAAAUAGGACUGUCGUGCGACAUUUUUAAUUGUGGUGUGUCACCGAGAUGGAUUUUUUAAAAAUGAAACCGAGGUGGGUUGAUGUUUUUUUUUUUUUUUUUUUUUUUUUUUUUAAAGUCGAAUAUUUUCUCAAAAAGCAAAAAACCAUGGUAAGCAUGAUAGCCUACUCUGUUCCUAUCUUGUGCUGAGAUUUUCUGUAAGACUGUCGAGCAGUUAAAAAAAAGGUAGUGUUAGGGUUAUUUAAAUGGAUAGGUGGCGCUCGCUUCGGUUCUUCUCUUUAAAAAAAAAAAAAAAAAAAAAGGACAUUGAAAUAAUCACCAGCUGUUGUAAUUCUUCAAACUUCAGGAUUCAAACGCAACUUCAAAUCUGUGCUGAACUUUAUACACUUAUUCAGGACCAAAAUUCUUCUUUUAUGUUAAUUUCAGAUGUUAUAGAGAAAUCCUUGCCGAUUUUUCAUCCUCUGAGCUUUGUUUUUGUACAUUUAUUCAGAUGCCAUUUUAUAUGGGAUGUCGUAUUUAUAUACCGGGCCAAGCAUUUUUGACUUGAUCAUUAUUUUUUAUUUCUUUUAUACAUGGUCUAGUCAUGUUUUUUUUUUUUUCUUACACGGUUUCCCUGUCUGUCCGUGCGUCUCUGUCUGUCCCGUUUCCUUCUCAGGCGAAGGGCUAGAGUUUUAAAAACACAACUUUUUGAGUUCUUUUUAUAUUUAAAUGUACACAGUUUUGGACACUUAAAAAGAGAGGAAACAGUUUGAUUAUUUUCUCAGUGUAUUUUUGUACAAAUCUAUAUCGAAGAAGGGGGUGUCAACAAUCGGUGUGUGUAGCCUACUAAUACCGCUGUAAUGGAUUUCCUAAUUUUAAGACCUCGGCUGGCUGGUUGUCAUGCUGCCUUCAAGUGCUGCUCGUGAACUCGUACUUCCGAGCUUUUUGUCGCCCAUUUAAAGUGCGUCUUUUAGAGUGAAAAAAAAACUGCGACAAAAUAGUGUUCAUUAUUAUAUUUAGAAAACAAAUAGCUUCACAGAGCCACUUGUACUGCAGGGAACAAAUGAUGAGUUAGAGGAUGUGCACCAAGCCUGUAAUUUUAAUUUAUUGUCCAGCAUUGUUGUACAGGACACCAUUAGUAUCAAAUGGUGACAAGGCUUCCAUGCGUGUGCAUCCUGAGCAUCACUUGUUUGGGUAUGAGGAAAGAGGCAUACUUUACCAAUUGCAAUUAACCUGUCACCAUGUGUGGCGAUUCGUGUGUUCUUAACUCGCGAAUAUGAUUUUUCCGACGGCACUUGAAAGCAGCACCAGUCUUUUGAAUCAGCCUACCGUUCACGUUUACAAUGCCAGUCUGCAGGCUUCUUAAAGACACAGGAACACAUUUUGUCUAUAGGCUACCCCUGUGGAACAUGUGCUUUCAACAGCAUCGGUAUCUUCAGCAGCCACUCCUUUUUGCAUUUCCUGUCAGAUAUCUUGCCUAUGACAACAAAUGAGGAGAUUGUAGCUUUAAAUUUGACUUAUUUCCUGGUGUUUUCUUUUAAUUGAUGUCAAAUUUUGCCAAUCAACCACUGGAUUGAACGGGCUAUCAAUCAAUAUAACAAGCAAAACAGCAACAAUGACAGCAACAAGCAUAUUCAAAUUGCUGACUUGAGUUCCGCAACAACUAAUUGUACUGCGUUUCUCAUUGUAUUUGAAUAUAUAAUCUUUUCUACUUGUCGGCUAACUAUUAGCUAAUAAUUGUUUUAGUAUCUUUAUGGCAUGGUGAAUAGCAUUUGUAUUUCAGAUUCAGGUUAUUAGCUGUUGUGUUUUUAAGAAAAAAAGAUAAAAAAUGAGGAAAAAUGAUGAAACGUGAAAUUGAUCUUUGUAUAUUUGACUGUAUCAUAAAGCAAAAAGAUUGUGUGUUUAUGUACGUCGUUGCUAUCAAGGACAGGCACUGUCUAGAACUGCUAUCUUUUACACAUCCUUACUUACGUUUAAGAUGGUCGGUUCAGGACUCUUUUUUUAUAUAUAUAUGAAAGCAUUUUUAAAUAUAUUAACUUUAUUUUUCAUCCAUCCUGUGCAAUAUGCUGUGUAGAAUUAUCAUUUUAUUGUCUCUAAUCAUGCCAUAAACAAAGCAACCACCCUUUUUUUUUUGGAGAUGUGGAGAAAGGGGGGAGAAACUCAUGCCAGCUAAAUUGUGUCCAUUCACUGCCUGUCAGAUUGUUGAUAUAAACUUGUGUACAGAACUUUUUUCAAGGAAGGAAAUAAAUAUCAGCUGGAACUGAAA
Molecule: messenger RNA, 4632 nt
Organism: Myripristis murdjan (pinecone soldierfish)
Lineage: Eukaryota; Metazoa; Chordata; Actinopteri; Holocentriformes; Holocentridae
Gene: sox4b
Product: SRY-box transcription factor 4b
Exons: 1
Coding region: 617-1867 (416 amino acids)
Biological process (GO): neuron differentiation; negative regulation of transcription by RNA polymerase II; camera-type eye morphogenesis
Cellular component (GO): nucleus
Molecular function (GO): RNA polymerase II cis-regulatory region sequence-specific DNA binding; DNA-binding transcription activator activity, RNA polymerase II-specific
Source: RefSeq, a predicted model, not a curated record